This is a messenger RNA of Nothobranchius furzeri (turquoise killifish), 2411 nucleotides long. RefSeq names its product nucleobindin-2. The record is from RefSeq and is a predicted model, not a curated record. Gene Ontology annotation, cellular component: endoplasmic reticulum-Golgi intermediate compartment; extracellular exosome. NCBI's taxonomy places the organism in Eukaryota, Metazoa, Chordata, Actinopteri, Cyprinodontiformes, Nothobranchiidae. Gene Ontology annotation, molecular function: calcium ion binding.
GUCGUUGCCAUGGUAAAUACGCAUUUUUCCUCCUUAGUGUUGUAUUAGUGGUGGACGGAUGACGGCUGGAAAUAAGCUCCGCUGAGUGUCAGGUACUUGGAACAACUGUGGAAGCUCGUGGAGGAAUAUCAAGGAAGCUACAAUGGUGAGGAGAACAGCCUUGGCCCACUGUGGGCUGGUCCUACUGGGUUUGUGGUUGUGUGUCCACUCAGUUCCUAUCAGUGUGGAGAAGGCCCAAGGGGAGCCUCAGGUGGACAAACUGGACCCACCAGCGAGCACUGACACCGGGCUGCACUAUGACCGUUACCUCAGGGAAGUCAUCGAAUACCUUGAGAAAGACCCGCACUUUAGAGAAAAGCUGCAAAAUGCCAGUAUUGAGGACAUCAAGCAAGGCAAACUUGCCAAAGAGCUGGACUUUGUCCAUCGCAAUUUUCGAACUAAGCUGGACGAGUUGAAGAGGGAGGAGAUGAACCGGCUGAGGAUGCUUAUUAAAGCCAAACAUGACCUCCAGGACAGGAAUGGCCGUGCCAUGGACCGCCAGGCCCUGCUGAAACAGUUUGAGCAUCUCAACCAUGUGAACCCACACACCUUUGAGGUGGAGGAUCUGGACCGCCUCAUCCAGUCGGCAACUAAAGAUCUGGAAAACUUUGACAAGACACACCAUGAUGAGUUCAAGAGGUAUGAGAUGAUGAAGGAGCACGAGAGGAGGGAGCACCUGAAGAAAAUGAGUGAGGAGGACCGAAAGAAGGAGGAGCAGCACUACGAAGAGAUGAAGAAGAAACACGCCAACCAUCCCAAAGUUAACCAUCCGGGAAGUCAAGAUCAGUUGAAAGAGGUGUGGCAUGAGGCAGAUGGUUUAGAUCCAGAGGACUUUGAUCCCAGGACCUUUUUCAAAAUGCAUGACAGCAACGGUGAUGGCUACUUUGAUGAAAGUGAGCUUGAAGCUCUAUUCACUAAAGAGCUGGAGAAGGUAUACAACCCUAAAAAUGAAGAGGACGAUAUGAUUGAGAUGGAGGAAGAGAGACUGAGGAUGAGGGAGCAUGUAAUGAAGGAGGUGGACUCCAACCAAGACAGACUUGUGUCUAUGGAUGAGUUUAUAGCGGCAACCAAGAAGGAGGAGUUCCAUGAUAAAAACGAGUGGGAGACUUUAGAUCACAAUCCCUUUUACACCGAGGAGGAGCUGAGAGAGUACGAGCAGCAGCUGGCCCACGAGGAGCAUGACCUAAACAAGAAGUCUGCUGAGCUGCAGAAACAAAGGGAAGAGCUGGAAAAAAAACAGGAAGAACUAGAUCAUCAGAAGAUGGGGCUGAAGCAGGCCAUGGAAGAAAUGGAACGGAUCAAAGGCGAAACUCAGAAAGUGCAUACAAAUCAGCCUGGACCUCACAUUACUGACAAUCAACGAACUAAAGUUGUACCGGGGAACAACCACCCACCUCCUCCUAGUCACAAGCAGCAAGAUGUACCAGUUCAAGGACACUCCUAGUGUGUGUGCGUGUGACAAUCUCUGUGUUCUGAUUGUGUGUCUAUAUUUUCUUCAUCUUAGUUUCCUGUUUAGGAUUUUCAAACAUCUAAAAAACAAGCCGGAGCACCAAAAGCACACGAGGGAACCUGAUUAUGAGCCUUCAGAGUCGGUGCCAUUGAUAUCUCCCCUCCUGCUAAUAAGCUGAAUGAGCCAGAUUUGAAACUUUGAGCUGCUCUAGUUGGCCUGUGGACAAUCGGCUCUUUUGUUUUUUUGCUUUUUCAACUUUUUAUCACAAUGAGGAUGCUGUUCUUCAUGGGCACUCGUUAGGAGGGAAAUGGCAAGGGCAGUGGCCUGAUUAUUGAAUGUUUUGUGAAGACUGUAUUUUAGUUUGUGGUGGAUCUUGUUUCUUACAGAAGAAGCAAAAUAACUUAUUUUUAUCGUAAGAAAUCUUAACAUAAAUAAACUUUGGGGUUUGAAAUCAUCCUACCUACAUUAAGUUAUUAUUUAAUUCCACUGGCACAUUCCUUAAAAACCAUUUCCAUUCUCUUGCAGUUUCUUCUGCACCAGCUGAUUAAAGCACAGCGAAGUUACACUCUACUUCCGUUUUUACAGCUGUGCUGUUAAAGUGACAGUUUUAUGAUUUCUAACUGUGUCGUUUGUGUGUCAGGCUCAGAACAGCGUUAACAUGUGUGUCAUAACUCAUGUUGACAAUAAAGUAUGUGAUUUAUUUAUUCUUUAAUCCCACCUGAAAAUAAUGUUUUCUAAUGGUUAAAAGGACUGUUGAGGACACAAACAUGGACUUCUUUUUUAUGAAGAGGUAACUUAACCAUAUUUUUAUUUACCUUGUGCAAACAUUUUUUCCUCAUUCAGAAGCAAAGUCAUUUUCCUAUUCUGUGCAAUGAAAUUAUGAAACUGUUGUACAUGAAUAAAAUCAUGCAAAGAAAUUGAA